AGUGUUGUUAAACUGGGCUGGAUGCGCUACCCCGCUCUGUUCAGAGUAGGUGUUAGUGUUUGGGACGUAAAUGCUUAUGUCCUUUCAUUGCUAUCGCUCCUAUGGCGUAUAGUAUUUUUAAACGUCAUAUAACAAUAUGAAGUUUUUCUUCUGCAAUGUCAAGUGACUUCAGAAGUGCGAUGAUUCAGGUAAUUGCUCAGCUCUGUGGUCAAGUUGGCUUCGAACAAAUCACGGAAGCCUCACUUGAAUUGUUAAUUAGCGUUGUGGAAGCAUAUUUCCUCUCCUUAGUUAGAAAUGUAUAUACGUUGACGGCCUCAGACGGUUAUGCACAGGUUGCAGAUGGACUUCUAGCUUUGCGUUUGAUGGGUCAAACGCCUCAAGGCUUUGCCAAGUUUGUCAUAGAGAACAGUCAGUUUUUUACUCGAGCGCCUACUAUGACAUGUGGGCCGGUUUACGGAAAAUCGUGUUUAAAUAUCCCACCUGAAGAUCAUCCUGAAUUAGAAGAGCGGCCACCCUUCAUUCCUCGCCAUUUGCCGCUAAAUUAUCGCGAGGACUUUGGAAGUCAAACAUCUCAGGCAGAACCAAGCAUCAAAGAAUUUGCUUUCAAUGCUUGUUUAUCUCCUUCCUCACCGAAUACGUUAUCUACUAGUUCCAAUUGUCUUACUGGUGCAACCAGUACUGCUGUAACAACCGUUGCUCGUACACUUCCUGAAUGGGCCAACAGAUCUACAUAUCGUAUGACGUGUGUUUCAGUUGAUCCUCUAACUAAGUGCUUGGUGGAGCAUUGUCCUCCAUGGAAAGCCUCUGAUGUUUUGUCGGAGUCACCGAUUCCGGACAAUUAUGUGGGUUCGACAAAUAAUUACUUUUCAUCUAUCUCAAAAAGAGAACUUGCAUACGACUCAACACCAGAGGAUACAAAAAAUCCAUAUGUGUCUCCAUCCUCACCUGCAAAACAAUGUGGUGCUAGUGAUGCACAGUGGGCAGCUGCUCUACAAGCUACUCCGUCGACGCAGCAACCGAAACGAAUCGUCUAUACUCCAAGUCGUUUUGAUCCUAGUUCCACACCAUCUUGGACACAUAUUAGACGAGCAGCAAAUUCAUCACGUACACCGUUGUUUGUUAAACAGCCUAUUGGGGCAGAUUCACGGUAUAAACGACAAGCUUCCUCACUUGCUUAUUCUUCAGCUCCAAAAAUUCCGAGACUGACUACUGGACGUCGAACAAACAGGUGUUCUAAGUUUGGUCGAGGUCGAGCAAGUAAAUUAUCAAGGCAACGUGUUUCGAAAUCAAGUAGAUCAAAUUCUCCUAUCAUAGAGCAACAUUCAGAUAAUACUAAUUCGAUGGAAAAACCACUGAAUCCGACAAGUGGACAUUCCAGUUUCAAAGAAGAUAUUAUCAACACAGAACUUUCUCCGCUAGAUUCUGAUAUUUCUACAUUAUCAAAUACAAUCAAUUCGCCUAAAUCUUUAGAAGAAACAUCCGUAACCUUACCAGAGAAAGCCGCUGAUGAUAGUUCCAUGGCACCUAAAGUAGAUCCAGGAGAUGAAAAACAAACUGUAUGGAAUGGAAAAGAUUAUCCUGAUCAUGAUUCACCAUGCACUCCUCCAUUACGGAAUCCUGUAAAUAGUGAUUGCCUGAUAACAUCUGGUGUCUUAUCAUCUAGCUUAGUUACUUCACCGAAACGACUGGAGAAUCGCAUGAAAUCUGUUGGUGUUGAACUAUCUGAAUUAAAGGUUUUGAACAUUCCGGAAAGAAGUACUUCAUCCGGAACUCAAAAUAGUGUACGACUUAAAUCACACCCAUUUCGGCGGAGAGCUCGUGGACGAAAAAGAGAUAAGUGUCGAGUUUCGACAUUUAAUAGUUUAUUUCAAAAUCCUUUGCGGAAGUGUUCAGAUCCACUUCACAUUAAGUCACAGAAUCGUUCUUUCCAGACUGUUCAAAGUCUCGAACGUAUACCUAAGGUUGACAAUAACGUAAAUGAUCACCAAACUGUUGCAGUCGUUCCAGACAACUCUUUCCAAAGUUCUCGACCCACUCGAUCAGUACAUAAAACCGGAAGGCGUACAGGGCUAAAUGCAGACGAUUUUCACGAUUCUAUAAAAAAUGAACCUAUCACCACACAGUUUUCUUCUGAUGUAAGAAUGGAAACUAUCUGCUCCCCAGCAUCAGAUACAACUGAACCGAUGACAUUUGGUGAAAGAGCAGAACUUCUUAGAAUUCUUUGUAUAGAUAAUAAUUCUGUGAAGGACACUUCAACUACCACCUUUAAUGUGGUUCCCAAUAAUCACUUUUUGAAGUCAGAGAAUCCGGUAUUUAGCAAAGAAAGCUUUGGUAAACUGCAACAGCAUGCAUCAAUUACAUUAAGAUCGCUACCUUCUUCUCCAUCAUCCCUUGAUUCCUCCCUCUCCUCUUCUUCUACUUCAAAAUCUUCACCUGAAGAAUCACUGCUUUUAAAAUCAGAAAUGAAUGAUGUAAAAGGCUGUGAUAAUUUCGGAGAUGACAUUUCUCAAGGUGUAAAUAAGUCCUUAUUUUCAAGCUCCUGUAUUCAGAAAACUGUCAAUACAAAUCUAUCACCUGUGAAUUUUUCAGAUUCUAAAAAAACCUCUCCAGCCACUUCUUGCAAUAAUAAAAUACAUACUACUCAUACUGCCUCUCCACCAGUGGAUACGUUAGGAGUUGGACCACCACCUCUUCUUCCUUUAUCUAGUAAAUCGGUUGAUCAAAAACGAUGUUCUUCCUCUUUGUUUUCAACAUCUGCUGAAAGUGAUCACAUUGCCGCACUUCCUCCUACCUUGAUGCCUUCCAGACAGUCGGAAUUGGUGUCGACUUCCAGCAGUUGCUUCUUUACAAAUUCACAGCCUUUGUCAUCCAAGCAAAUCAGCGAUAAAAAUGGAGGAUUGCGCAUUACAAUCAAACUAGGUGGCGGGACAUUAAACGAAGAACAUCUUGCUUCAUCUCUUUCCCCUUCAUCAUCUUCUUCCUUAUCUUCAUCAGAGUCAACUUCAGGGGAUGAAGACAACUCAACAGCUCAUUACAUACAGUCACAAAAUUCAACCCAGUUAUUCAAAAGGGAACCGAAUGAAAAUAGUGUUUUGAACUUAGUGGAUAAGGACAGACCAAAUAGUCAUUCUGUAUCAUUGUCUCAGUCAACAACAUUUACGGAAAAAACACCAAAGCUUGUUAUUCGCCUCGGGAAUGGUUCUAUUGCAGCAUCUCAGCCACAGACUAUUGCAACUACACAUCCUCAGUCGGUUAGUCAAAAUCUGACAAAUUAUUCAGAAAAUCCCACUUCAGUUGUUGACAAGAAGCACUCAAGUUCUUUAAUAACCCCACCACCUCCUUUACAAUUGACUAUCUCUCGCGACAGACUAAAAUAUAGAGGCCGCACUGCUUCACAAGGUAGCGAUUCAAAUGCAUCAAAUACGAGUUCAACAAUUACAGGAAGUCUUUCAAGUAGUGAAGAAGAAGUAGUUGUUCAUCCUCACAUUAGUCCUACGGGAUCUGCGAGUUUGCCACCGCCUCCUUCUCUAGAACGCUUGCCACCUCGACCAGGUCAUGGUAGUUUCCUAACGACUAAACCUACCACUCAAAGACAUUUAGUUCAUCAUUCUCAGUUGCCACCUCCAUCCCUAACAAACAGUAUAAAGAAAUCAGACAAUAUUUUGCCUUUGAAGCACAUAGUUUCACCAGGCACAAUUAUGUCAAAUGGUCCUAAUCCUACCGCUACUCAUUGUCACCUUCCACCUCUUCUUCCACUAUUUUCAUCGGUUUCGGAACAAAAGGAGUCUAUCUCACUAUCAUCUAAGUCAAGUUCAGUUUCAACAGAACAGUCUUUACAUUGUGACAAUUCCAAAUCAACUUCACGUCUCGGUGACAGAAAAAAAAGAAGACUCAGUGAUCAGGAUUCUCGUUUACCUCUAGGCAAGCGAAGAACAUUGAUCCAGUCUUAUGCAGUUCAUUCACCAGAAACUGAAUCAGUUAUUAAGAGACCACGUGCUACAGUCGAUUCCGUCUUUACAGAUGAUGAUAGUGAUACUAAAAACGAAGAAAAAUCCCCUCUGUUGUCACUUACAGCUUCAUGUUCAAAUGACUCAGUUAAUAACCAGAAAUCCCUUCGUCCAUCUAACAGCGAAAAUAUGUAUAUAUCUAAUCCUCCUGCGAAUUCUUUAGCUCCCUCUCUUAAUUAUACUGUAUCUCCUUUGAAAACCCAACCACGAACAAAACAUACUGGUUUGUAUAACAAGAAGUCUUUAUAUCGUCCUGUCACCAAGUUAUCAUCUCAUACCAGUGGUACAAAAAGUUCUGCAUCACUUAAAAGUGGGAAAGUUCGUGGCCGAUCCAAACUCAUACCUGCUUCGCCAAUCAAAACCCCAUCAAGUAAUAACAUCUCUUCCAAAAUGGUUCACCGUGAAUCUGCUUCACAAAUCGUUGUUGAAUCUGCUGGCAGCUCAUAUUAUUUUAAUAAUGAUGGUGAGCAAAUAUGGUUAUGUCCUAUUUGUUUACUGGAAGAUGAUGGCAAUUUGAUGAUUGGCUGUGAUAAUUGUCAAGAUUGGUAUCAUAGCACAUGUUUAGGGCUUUCCAAGGCUCCUGAAGUUCCCCAAUGGUUUUGUCCGAAGUGUUCACAAAAACCAUUACCACCAAAUACACUUAUAAAAUUGUCAAGUAAAGAUUCUGUUUCUCAUCUUACAAAAGGCAGCUCACGUGGUUCUGUAACCUCUCACUCGAAAGUUAAACACUCUAAACGUGAAUCAGGGUCUAGAAAUCCAAAACACAAACCCAAACGAUAAUCAUAAUAUUUUGAACAAUCAUCUCAACCACUAGCUGCCUUUUAUCGAUUUUUGCUCUUUGUACAUAGUUGUAUAUUGUAUCCAGAUAAAAAAUUAUUAAUUUUGCUGAUUUUUACUGUUGGACUUGUAAUUAAUUAAAAUUUCAUCAAAACUAAAUCACUUUUGGAUUACUAUGCACUGUUUUCUAAAAUGUUAAUAAAAAUCCAAUAUCUGAAGUAAGUGAUGGUUUAUUGUAUAGAAAAUUGUAAGUUGUAGAUCACUAGUUGUACUGUGUUGAAAUGAAUCUGAGAUUUUCUAAAUUCUAUUGUAAUCGGUAAAGUACGUGCUAUAUCUUACUUCAUAAAGCUUAUUUCUUUUUGUUUAAUAUUAUAGAAUUUUAUACAUUAUAUACGAACGUUUAUACUUGUGUGUGAUCCGUUUUAUACCCGUAGUACCAUAUUCGUAAAGCUUUCGUUGUGCAUACCUCUGUUUGGUGACAGGUCAUACAUGAUUGCUUAUAGGAUUUCCAACCUCACUGAGAACUGGAAUACUUGUUAUUCAGGUGGCUUGGAGAUAGUGAUUAAUUGAAGUGUGACUGAGGGUCAGUUGGACUGUUCCCUUGAGUGUUCCGCCCAUCGACCGGGUCUCUUGAAUCGGGGGUGGGUAAUGGUCCUUUUUUGUGGGAUAGUCUCACUAACAGUUGGAUGUGUAAUACUUGUUUCCUUGAUAAGUUUGAAUAGUUGUCUACUAUUGCUUAUCGCCGUUGCCUUUUCUAUCAUUUUUGACUAUUCUACCCACCACUACUCAUGAUCAUUGGAAAGACUUUAUUAGCCUACGUUCAGAUUACCUCCAACCCUUAUGGUAUUUAGAGCUAGGCGAGCUGAGCAGUAGUUAUCACUACUGUUUCCACAGAUGUUCAGACAAUAUGAUAUUCUCCUUCGAUAUGUAUUUUGUAUUCAUGUUAUUUUAACUGCUUCUCUGGUUGCUCCGAAAAUAUUUUCUAGACUUUUAUUAUAACAUUGAACUGUUACAAUAUAUCUUGCCGUGUCUUUUUAUUAUCCUGUAAGACGCAUAUUAACGAUGACUGCAUACUCUUCCAUUCUUGAUUUCGUCGUCUACUUUGCAAUAAUGUAUUGGUAGGGGUAAUUUUUAAAAACUUUUUACAUUUUAACCUCAUUAGUUUUACUGGACACACUACUAACUGAAAGAGAAUGGGCGAACAUGCAAAAUGGAUCAAGUACCAACAGGCUCUAUAGUACAGCUCUUCCGUUAACUAGCCAUUUAAAAGUUAAGCACUCAAAUACAUUUGUCCUUAAUAAAAAUGUGUUUCGUCACACUUUUCCUUAAAUUUCGUAUCUGUUUCCUGUAGUGCUGGAUGCCUAUUCUUAGUUUUUAUGACAUCUAUCGUAUACUAGGUUUUCUUAAAUAGACUUAUUACAUUGGUCUGAAAUAGCAUGCAUUUUUCACCUACAAUGGUUCAUCAAAUAUAUGUGCAUUGUGAUGUGUUUUCUUGGGUCAAUGUCUUUAUUUAUUCGUCUCUGUUACUGUCAAUUGAAGCGAAGGGUUGAUAUUCGGCUGUAGCAUGGAUAUUUUUAUCGUGCUAGGCAUAGCUUUGAAAAACACUUCAUAUUUCCGCGAUAGCAAUCGAUUACCACUUCACAGACCGUUGACUUGUCAGAGAUAUUCUUUAAUUAACUAAAAGUUCGCAAUACUCAAAACCUCGACAGUAAGAUGCUCUUCUAUUACUCAAUAGAAAGUCAACAUAACUCUAUAGGCUCAACUGAUACGAGCUUCAGUCUAAGUGCUUUAUGCUCGUAAAUAAUUAUUCAUGAGAUUUUAACCUUGAUAUAUUGGUUCCAGAGUGGCACACCCACCUGUUUUACUUAUGUUAUCCAGUCGGACACCUAAACAUCUAACGUAAUAUGUAUAGGUAUAUUUUUAUUAAGCAUUUCGACCAAUUUAUUUAACCGUCAGUGUCAUUUAGUCUGUAACUAUUAGUUUAUAUAUUUGUAUAACCAUAAUCAUGUUUUUAUGAGCAUAUAUGCCUGACUAUAGUAAAAGCCGAAAUCUCUGGAUGACUCAUUCGUUUCCUUAUAUACGUGCUUCUUAAAUCAAUUCACUGAUCCGCAUACACACUCGCAUUUCUGUUUAUGCAGGUUAAAAUUUAGCAAACCCUUUAAGUAUUUUAUUUAACAGUUUCAUUUUUGUCACUAAAAAUCCCUUAUUAUCUCUGUGCUUCUAUAACUAUGGGCGCGUAGUCCCGUAUUUCCCAUACAAUUUUGAAUCUCGGUUGUUUAAACUGUUCGACGACUCAUUCUCUUUCCCAUGUAAUUGUACUUCCCAAAUCCUGUUACUUCAUUCCCACGUUGGUGUUCCUUCUCAUUUGUAUGUCUGUUCGUAUAGGCUUCGCGUGCUUGCGGCUCUGUGAUCUGCUCUGUAUAGUAAUAAACUAGUUGCCGCUUCAUAUUGUCUUCUUACGUUUAUACAUCCUAAAGACUUAUCUAAUAGCGGUUAUAAGGACGAGCGAUUUACAAAAAUUUUUUUAUUUUAAAGUACUUCAGCUGUAUACCGUUGAAUGAGGCUGUGAACUGUAUGCUAACAAUUUGGUUUGUUAAAAGAUGUUUAAUUCUCUUAUAUUUAAUGCAUUUUUGUGGCCUACUGCUAACUUCAGUUGAGACAUGACGACGAUGGACGGAAUACAGAACCUCAAUGAUUUUUCUUAACUCAUUUCAUCAAUGUUAACACUAAAUGAUUGCCAAAUAUUAAAAGGUUUCUGAAGCACGCACAUGAUAACCGUUCAAGCUGUGAGUGAAUACAUGAAUGUGUACUAAUCUUCGUCUGUCCAGAUGUUGGAAUAGUUCACAUAGGAAUGUAAUAAGGAAAUUUUAGAAUAUCAGGAAAACCAAUUUCUGGAGCUGACAAGCAUUCACAAAUCUUCUGCUAAAUCCAUUUGACUUUAAAGUUUGGAAAUGUAUGACCGCUAUCUGCAGCUAUCCGUCCAGUAGGACGGAUUCGUUGUAUUAUGUAAUAUGAACAAUAAAGCCCUCAGCGAAGUUGUUGCGUUAUAUAUGUGACAAAUACUUGGUGUUUGCUGGGAAUGAACAUUGGUUACCUCGUGUAAUUUUUGGUGUACAGUUAAGUUGCUUAUUCUUUCAUUAGCCUAGCUAUUUCAAUUCGAAAAGUAUGGAGUAUAAGAACAUAUUCUGUUGAUAGAAGUCUAUUAUCGCGAGGAACAUUUUGAGUAGGUAAUAAUGAUCCCAAUGAUUUGUAAACCAUAUUCAUUGCAAAAAACUAAGACAAAUAUUGUGCGUUUGAAUCGCUCAAUGCCUGUAUGAUGUGUCCCCAGGCAAUGCUUCAGGGGUAUCGUUCACUGGUGGAGGUUGCUUAGCACUUGAAUGUCGAACCGUCACAAAACGAUUACUGCGUCACCUAGACAAUUUGCGAGGUUUUGCGGAAGCGAUCAAAUGAAGACGUUUUUAGAUUUGAGUUGACUCCAGCCACACUAUCCUAUAACGUCCAUCUUUCAAUUAACGAAAUUAAUGAUGUAUGACAAGACGAAUCCUCAGUAGUACUAUGUUGUCACGAGGAGUUACAAGUUUGGACAAUUUUGAAACCUGUUUGUAAGAAGUAUAUAAGGUAAUAGGAAUUCUGUGGUUGAUAACUAUUUUUUACAUUAUACACGCAAUAGUCAUGUAAUGUCAGAAUGUAAAAAGAACAAUGAUGACCCAACUCCAAAGCCUUUUUUCGUCAGAUACGUCUGUAAUUGUGGAUGUAAUCACAGUUUGUCAGAGUCGGGUGCUUGUCUUCAGGAUGAAGACAUACAACUUCUAGCUCAUCACCAUAACCUAAACAAGGAAAUCGACGUCGGUCACCUACGUAUACGUAUAUGAAUCCAUCCUUCAGGUCGAAAUAUUGCCACGUUCAAUCUGGGUUUGCGGUUCGUUCAGUAUAUGGUGAGCUAAAAGUCACCUCCAUUAAAACCGUGCACAACCAUCUGUGCACAGGAUAUGUCCCUGUAGAUCCUUGAAUACGACGGCUGACGUCAAGUAAACGGUUAUAUUUAUGACAGUUUCUUUUGAGUAAUACGCCAACUCGUAGUUUACGAUUUCUAUUUUCUUGGAAGGACUAUUGUAGCAGUAAGUGAAUGAUGAACUUCCAAGGACUUUGCAGUACAUUGUACCGCAAAAUGGAAAGACCCUUUUUUCACUAAGUUUUGAAAUCAGAAAAUAAAGUUUGCGAAUUUAUUUAUAGUUAAUUUAGGCUUUUAGCUGUGUACAAAGCGGAAAUAAAAAAGUAUCGCAAGAUGUGUCGUGAUACCACAGUGUCGUCACCGUGUCCUUAGGCAACGCUCCUAGGGUAUCGUCCACUGAUGAGGGUUGCGAGCACUUGAAGGUCAAACUGUCGCAAAAUGAUUGGUGCGUCACAUCGACAAUUCGUGGAAAUUUUCAGAAGCGGUCAAAUCAAGACAUUUUUAGAUUUGAAUUGAGUUCAGCCACACCAUGUCUAGUAACGUUCAUUCUUCAAGUAACGAAAACUAUGCCAUCGUGAUGAUGCAUGAUAUAGGUAAUAUGACUUCUGUGGUUAAUAAUUAUUUUUUUAGUAAACGCAUACUAAGUACGUUAUGUCAGUAUGCAAAGAGAACAGUGAUGAUCCAACUCUAAAGUACUUUUUCGUGAGUUAUGUCUGUACAUAUGGACGUAAACGCAGUUCGUUAGAGUCAGGUGCUUGCGUUCAGGAUGUAGAUGAUGAUAGUAAUAAUCAUUCUUCUGAAGAGCAUACAACUUCUAACUCGCCAACACAACCUAGGAAAAGGAGACGACGUCGGUCAUCUACGUCGAAAUAUUGCGUUUCAAUGACUACAUGCUGCCCUGUGGUCAUAUUUUGUAUGCACAUUCUAAAGACUUAUUUCGACAUAGCAACAAGUGGACAAGAACAUACAUAAUGGACCUGGUUCUUCGUGCUCUGGACAACAUCUCAAUUUCUACAGGGAGUGAUGAUCACUAGCAACUACCACUCAAUCCAUGCUCUUAGUGAACCUUUGGCAAGUAAACUCAUCCGUUCAUGCCUCGAAGCAUCGGAAGAUAUAUGCGCACAAGUGAUGAGUUCAAUCGGUGCUAAUGACGAAGCUACAACGUCAGAAUCCAUUGUUAAUACAGACCAUAGCUAUGCUUCUUGAUAACAAGAAGUUAUAAUAUUGUAAUCUGUUUAGUUUUACAUAAAUUCGUUUAUAUGGCC
Messenger RNA from Schistosoma guineensis, 10001 nucleotides. Lineage: Eukaryota; Metazoa; Platyhelminthes; Trematoda; Strigeidida; Schistosomatidae. The record is from the annotation of a GenBank genome assembly.